AUGGCUCCACGGAAGAGUACGCAAGAUCUUUCGUCUCCGCCCCGUCGUACGUUGGUCAUUGAUAAUGGCGGUCACACCAUCAAAGCUGGCUUCUCCUCUCCAGCUUUCGCGGAUCCUCCUCCUGCUCCCUCUGACGAUUCCCAGACGCCCCAGACUGCUCUUCCGCUCCCAUCCAUCAUUCCAAACUGUCUGGCUCGAGACCGCGAUAAGAAGGUAUACAUUGGCUCACAACUUUCGAGAUGCGACGACUUCAACGAGAUGAUUUUUCGCCGUCCGGUGGAGAGGGGAUAUCUUGUCAACUGGGAGGCGGAGAAGGAGAUAUGGGAACAUGAAUUCUUCGACCAAAAGGCGGCUCUAAAAUGCGACCCCUCCGAAACAGGGCUGAUCCUCACCGAAGCACCAAACGCCUUGCCACAGCUUCAGACUAAUUGCGACCAGGUGGUGUUUGAGGAGUUUGGUUUCGCAAGCUAUUAUCGUUGUCCAGCCCCCUCAUUGAACGCAUAUCACAAUAUUCAGUCCCUCUUUCCGGUCCCUCGAGCACCCCCUAAAACGAGUUCACCAGCAGAAAUCCUCCUUUUGAUUGAUUCCGGUUAUUCCCAUACAACCGUAACACCACUUUUGCAAGGCCAAGCGAUCCAGCCUGCAGUGCGUCGACUGGAUAUAGGUGGGAAGUUUCUAACCAACUAUCUUGCUCGCUUGAUAUCCAGAAGACAGUACGACAUGAGGAAUGAUACCUACAUAGUCAACGAGAUCAAGGAGGCAUGCUGCUACGUUUCAAGGGAUUUUAAAGGCGAUAUGGAGCGAACAUGGAAGGGACCAAAGGGCGACCGUCGGGAGGUGUAUGCCACGAGUGAAGGUAUCGCGAUAGAUUAUGUACUUCCUGAUUAUCAUAAGAGGUCUAAAGGAUAUGCACGAGAUCAUGACCCAAAUGCGGCGGGGAAGUUGAAGAAUCUUACCACAGGAAAGUCUGUGGAAGCAGCGGAGGAUAUCUUGACCCUGAGGAAUGAGAGGUUUACAGUACCAGAGAUUCUGUUCAAUCCGUCCGACAUAGGCAUGAGGCAAUCCGGAAUCGCUCAGCUAAUCUGGGAUAGCCUGUCUGCUGUUCCAUUCGGGCUCUGGCCUGGCUUCUUGGCCAAUGUCGUGAUAGUUGGCGGUAAUGCGAAUGUACCUGGUUUUUCUGAGAGGCUUGAUAUGGAAAUAAGAUCACUGGCUCCAGCCGAAUGUAUUGUCAGAGUUGCAAAAGCUGCAGACCCUAUUGUUAGCACAUGGCAAGGUGGUGCAAUUCUUGCUACUGAUGUGGAGGCGCUCAAGAGGCUGUCUAUUACUAAACAGGAGUAUGAAGAGCACGGAGCUGCUUGGGCUGCGAGAAAGUUUGAUGGGAGAUGA
Glarea lozoyensis ATCC 20868 is the source of this 1386-nucleotide messenger RNA. Its product is annotated as Actin-like ATPase. Bases 1 to 1386 code for a protein of 461 amino acids. The record is from RefSeq and is a predicted model, not a curated record. Lineage: Eukaryota; Fungi; Ascomycota; Leotiomycetes; Helotiales; Helotiaceae. Gene Ontology annotation, molecular function: nucleosome binding. Gene Ontology annotation, cellular component: Swr1 complex. The transcript has 2 exons.